GCCACAGACACCAGACUCAGAGGCAUGGCCCUCGACAGAGUCCCACGGAGGGUGGGGGUGGUAGGUUACGGCCGCCUCGGUGAGUCCCUGGCCUCCUUCCCCAAACCCCUCUGCCCUCCACAAACACAACUUUCAUCUAUCUUUAUCUGUGCCCCUGGUUGUGUCUCUGGAUCUGCCCACCAGACUAUCUUCUACCCCCAACCCCAGGUCUCUGUCCCUCUCUCUCUGGUCUGUGUCCCCUUCUCUCUCUGGGUCUAUGUGCCCCCCACCCUGGUCUGUGCCUUCUCAUCUCUGGGUAUCUGGUCCUCUCCUUUCCCUCCCCCCAGGACAGUCCCUCGUCUCCCAUCUGCUAGCUCAGGGGCCAGAACUAGGCCUAGAACUUGUUUUUGUCUGGAAUCGUGACCCAGGACGAAUGGCAGGGAGUGUGCCCCUUUCUCUGCAGCUCCAGAACCUUGCUGACCUUGGGGAAAGGCACCCUGAUCUUGUGGUGGAAGUGGCCCAUCCCCAAAUAAUACAUGAAUGUGGGGCACAAAUCCUGCAUCAUGCCAAUCUCCUGGUGGGGUCUCCCUCAGCCUUAGCUGACCAGAUCACAGAGCGGCAGCUCCUAGAGGCUUCGCACCACUGGGGCCACGCUGUGUUUGUGGCCCGAGGGGCCCUGUGGGGCACUGAGGACAUCACCAGGUUGGAUGCAGCCGGAGGCCUGCAGAGCCUUCGUGUCACCAUGGCCACACACCCGGAUGGCUUUCGGCUGGAGGGACCCCUGGCUGCAGCCCGCAGCAUUGGGCCUCGCACUGUGCUCUAUGAAGGCCCUGUCCGUGGGCUGUGCCCCUUUGCUCCCCGAAACUCUAACACAAUGGCAGCCGCUGCCCUAGCUGCUCCCAACCUAGGCUUCGAUCGUGUCAUUGGGGUGCUUGUGGCUGAUCUCAGCCUCACAGACAUGCACGUGGUGGAUGUGGAGCUGAGAGGACCCCCAGGCCCCACAGGCCGAAGCUUUGCUGUGCACACCCACAGAGAGAACCCUGCUGAACCAGGCGCUGUCACAGGCUCCGCCACUGUCACAGCCUUCUGGCGCAGCCUCCUGAGCUGCUGCCAGCUACCCUCCAGGCCGGGGAUCCAUCUCUGCUGAGAAGCCUCCUUCCUGAGACGACAUCCUCACAUGAUUUACCUUCCUACCACCACCGCCACCCCACUCCUGUCCUGGCCUCACUGUCCCAGGACCUCCCUUCUAUUUCAGUAAAGAUCACAGAUUCUUCGCCCUGCA
Messenger RNA from Otolemur garnettii (small-eared galago), 1261 nucleotides. RefSeq names its product aspartate dehydrogenase domain containing (gene ASPDH). The transcript has 6 exons. The record is from RefSeq and is a predicted model, not a curated record. NCBI's taxonomy places the organism in Eukaryota, Metazoa, Chordata, Mammalia, Primates, Galagidae. Gene Ontology annotation, molecular function: NADP binding; L-aspartate dehydrogenase [NAD(P)+] activity. Gene Ontology annotation, biological process: NAD+ biosynthetic process. The coding region runs from base 257 to 1126 and encodes 289 amino acids.